AUGUCAAUCAACAUAACAAUUCGUGUAGCUAAAAGUGCUGACCAUGAUGCAGUAUUAAGCUUCAUUCGCGAGCAUUACUAUAAAGAAGAGCCAAUAACAAUUUCCCAUCCAGAACCAGGUCAUACAAUUGAUGAUGAGAUUUUCUCAAUGUCUCAUAUUGAGCAUGACACAAUCCUAAUGGCAUUCAACAGUGAUAAUAAUGAAAUUGUAGGAAUUCUAAUUGCUGGACCGAUUCAGGCAGGCGAUGCAGAAACAAUGCUAGAGGAUGCAAAAAAAUCUAGCAAAAAGUGGAGCGACAUCCUCAAAUUCCUUGCCUUUAUUGAGCAAAAAGCUGACGUUCUUGGAAAAUUUAAUCUCGACAGAGCUUUGCAUUGCCACAUAUUGACAUCCCAUCAAAAGUAUCGCGGUAAUGGAAUCGGACAAAAGCUUUUUGAGUAUUGCUUUGAGAAUGGAAGAGAUUUAAAUUACAAACUAAUGUCUGUCGAUUGCACAAGUGUCUUUACGAUAAAAAUAGCUGAAAGAUGUGGAAUGGAAUGUAUAUCCACAGUUAGGUAUGAUGAAUAUAAUGAAAUUCUUGGCGAAUGUUUGUUCCAACCGCAAGAACCGAAUGUUGAAAUUAAAACUUUUGUUAAGAAGCUUUAA
This is a messenger RNA of Chironomus riparius, 642 nucleotides long. The record is from the annotation of a GenBank genome assembly. NCBI's taxonomy places the organism in Eukaryota, Metazoa, Arthropoda, Insecta, Diptera, Chironomidae.